Messenger RNA from Limanda limanda (common dab), 862 nucleotides. Its product is annotated as troponin C, skeletal muscle-like. Gene Ontology annotation, cellular component: myosin II complex. NCBI's taxonomy places the organism in Eukaryota, Metazoa, Chordata, Actinopteri, Pleuronectiformes, Pleuronectidae. Gene Ontology annotation, molecular function: calcium ion binding. The coding region runs from base 1 to 576 and encodes 191 amino acids. The transcript is spliced from 7 exons. The record is from RefSeq and is a predicted model, not a curated record.
AUGUUAGCGUUCUACACCACAAGUAACGCUCUGUUGCUGAUCUUCACGCAGUCGUCUCCCAGCACAGAAGUCAGUGCCCCCAGUGGCCAGGCCCCGACUGACGCGCAACAAGAGGCCCGCUCCUACCUGAGCGAGGAAAUGCUGGCUGAGUUCAAAGCCGCUUUCGACAUGUUCGACACCGACGGUGGCGGUGACAUCAGCACCAAGGAGUUGGGACAAGUGAUGAGGAUGCUGGGUCAGAACCCGACAAGAGAGGAGUUGGAUGAGAUCAUCGAGGAGGUGGAUGAGGAUGGUAGCGGUACCAUCGACUUCGAGGAGUUCUUGGUCAUGAUGGUGAGGCUGCUGAAGGAGGACCAGGCCGGCAAGAGCGAGGAAGAGUUGGCAGAGUGCUUCCGUGUGUUCGACAAGAACGCCGACGGCUACAUCGACAGAGAGGAGUUCGCCCUCAUCAUCCGCAGCACCGGUGAGCCCAUCUCAGAGGAGGAGAUUGAUGAGCUGAUGAAGGAUGGAGACAAGAACGCUGACGGCAUGCUGGACUAUGAUGAAUUCCUCAAGAUGAUGGAGAAUGUGCAGUAAAACCAGAAAGACUCAUGGACAUUCCUCCUCCCCCGUCAACCCCCCACUCUGAAUACACACUAUCCUACUGACCCCACUAUACCACCGCCCCACCCUCAUACACACCCCCUGUCCACCGGGUUCACUGCCUCUCUUCUCCAUCCUCAUUGACAUCCUCAGCAGACGGCUCGGGCACCCAGCUGGGCUGCCGGUUUGGGGGGGUCGCUGGCCCAGCUUGGUUGUGAAUGCAGACGGCCUAUGGAUGCUGCGCUGAAACUGUACUUCGGGACAGGACGGCAAGGCAACA